This is a messenger RNA of Camellia sinensis, 3907 nucleotides long. RefSeq lists its product as uncharacterized. NCBI's taxonomy places the organism in Eukaryota, Viridiplantae, Streptophyta, Magnoliopsida, Ericales, Theaceae. Gene Ontology annotation, molecular function: protein kinase activity; protein binding; ATP binding. The record is from RefSeq and is a predicted model, not a curated record. Gene Ontology annotation, biological process: protein phosphorylation.
UUAUUUUAAGAGCACUUUUCUCUUUCUUGUUUUAUUUCCCAUAUUAUUACUAUUAUUCCAUAUAUCAAGUUAUACAUCCCACUCACUCAGCCUUCAUGGAGAAAACUUGGUUAACUGCACUAGUAGUAGUACUAGUGUACUUGGCACAGUACUGUUUCUUACCUUGUUUGGCUAUGAAUGUUCCCAACUUCACCACUGAUCAAUCUGCUCUUUUAGCUUUCAAAUCCUAUAUCACUUUCGACCAUCCUCACCACAUAUUGACAACUAACUGGUCCUCAGCCACCUCAAUUUGUGACUGGAUUGGUGUCUCUUGCGGCAAGCGCCACUACAGAGUGGUGGCCUUGAAUCUCCCAAACAUGGGUAUUGGAGGCACCAUCCCACCCCACAUUGGAAACCUCUCAUUUCUAUCCUACUUCAACAUCACCAGCAACACUUUCCAUGGUCAUCUUCCCAGUGAGUUAGCUCGAUUGCAUCGCCUAAAUGUUGUCGACUUUGGUGUCAACAAUUUCGAUGGAGGUGUUCCAUCAUGGUUUGGAAACUUACCCAAGCUUCAAUAUUUGCGUCUCGCAAACAACAGUUUUACUGGUUCAGUUCCACCUUCCAUUGGCAACAUGUCAACAUUAGAGUCUCUCAAUUUAAGGUCCAAUUUUCUAGAGGGAAGAGUUCCUGAAGAGAUCGGUCAUCUUCCUAAACUGAAGUGGCUAAACAUGCGAUACAAUAAUUUGUCGGGGUCUAUACCGCCAACCAUCUUCAACAUCUCAUCACUUAAAUUGAUCGAUUUCUCAUUCAACAUGCUGUCCGGAAUUCUUCCAGAGGAUUUGUGUGUUUUUCAUCCUAAACUUGAAAUUCUUGCUCUUUCCGAGAAUGAGUUUGAUGGCCAAAUUCCAUCAACUCUAGGUGAAUGCAGAGAGCUCCAGAUCAUAUCAUUGUCUUACAAUAAAUUCACUGGUUUCAUUCCAAAGGCAAUUGGGAAUUUGACUUUGCUUCAGAUUUUAUAUCUGGGUGGUAACAACUUUAAAGGCGAAAUUCCACAGGAACUAGAUAGUCUACAUAGUUUGGAGAUGUUAGGUGUGGAAUCUACCAACGUCACUGGUCUCAUACCAUCUUUUAUCUUUAACAUCUCUUCAUUGACAUUGCUUAAUCUACACACCAAUAAUUUAUUUGGUAGUCUGCCAAGGGAUUUGUGCUCGCAUCAUUCCUCGCUCCAAAUUAUGUAUCUUGGGCAAAAUAAAUUGACGGGAAACAUUCCAAGGACAAUCGGCAACUGUACCUUGCUCUCAUUAUUUUAUAUUUCAGAAAAUAACUUGACAGGUCUGAUACCAAAAGAGAUUGGUGAGCUUCCAAAUGUGAAAGAGCUAAUACUUUCUGCUAACAACUUAAUGGGUGCCAUUCCAACAUCAAUUUUUAAUAUCUCAUCACUUCAGGGUAUAUCACUUUCGAGAAAUAAGUUGUCAAGCAAUCUUCCAUCAAGUAUAGGGCUUUGGCUACCCAAUCUUAGUUUCCUUUAUCUUGAAGCAAAUAACCUCAUUGGAAUUAUUCCCGAGUCAAUUUCAAAUGCUUCUAAACUCACUUCUUUAGGCCUUGGUAUCAAUGCAUUUACGGGUUCAAUUCCAAAAUCGCUUGGCAAUUUACGACUACUCCAGUUUCUCAACUUGCAAGCAAAUAAUUUGACGAGUGGGUCAUCUUCUUCCUCUCCAAAAUUGAGCUUCUUCACUUCCUUGGUAAAUUGCAAAUAUUUACAAGAUUUGAUCAUAAAUCAAAAUCCUCUAGACGACAUUCUUCCAACAACCAUUGGAAAUCUCUCUUCUUCCCUUGACAACAUUCGGGCAGGAUAUUGUGGAAUCAGAGGCAACAUUCCUAGUGAAAUUGGUAAUGUAAGCAAUUUGGCAUUCUUGUUUUUGCAACAGAAUGAUUUGACUGGAUUCAUUCCCUCCACAAUCAAAGGAUUGAGAAAGCUUCAAAUAUUGGAUCUUUUCGACAACAGACUGCAAGGGUCCAUUCCAUUUGAUAUUUGCCAACUCAAGAACAUGGGUGAUCUACGAUUGAACCAAAAUGAACUUUUUGGAUUGAUUCCUGAAUGCUUAGGGAAUAUUACAUCUCUAAGAUAUCUCUAUCUCAAUUCCAACAAACUAACUUUCGUCAUACCUACAAGGUUGGGCAAUCUUAAAGAUAUCUUGGAAAUUAACCUGUCCAUGAAUUCUUUAAAUGGAAAUCUGCCUCCACAACUUGGGAGUUUCAAAGUUGCAACACUAAUAGACUUUUCAAUGAACCAAUUCACAGGAAAAAUCCCAAGUACAAUUAUAGGUUUGCAAAACUUGGUUACUCUUUCAUUGGCACACAACAAGUUACAAGGAUCUAUACCUGACUCAUUUGGUAGCAUGGUGAGCUUGGAAUUCUUAGAUCUAUCCUAUAAUGACCUCUCCGAUGUGAUACCCAAGUCCUUAGAGACACUAUCUCAUCUUUCAUAUCUCAAUGUUUCUUUCAAUAAGUUAAGAGGACAAAUUCCAAAUGGAGGACCUUUUGCAAACUUCACCAUUCAAUCUUUCAUGUCGAAUGAAGCAUUAUGCGGUUCACCAAAGUUUCAAGUCCCACCAUGCCAUACUAGUUCCUUUCAUCAUCUGAGGGAAAAAAGAGUGGCUCUAGCUUUAUAUAUUUUGUUACCUAUUGCAUCCAUAUUGCUUGCUACGACCUUUGUGUUCUUGUUCAUAAAAUGUCGAAGAAAAAAUAAAACUCCAUCCAAUGUUGAUCUAUUACCAACAAUAACACCUCCAAGAAUCACAUACCAACAGCUUUUCCGAGCAACUAACGGGUUUAGUGAGAGCAACUUGCUUGGUAUGGGGAGUUUUGGUUCUGUCUACAAAGCUAUCCUUGAAGAUACCACAACUUUGGCUAUAAAGGUAUUCAACCUGCAAGUGGAAGGUGUAUUCAAGAGUUUUGACGUAGAAUGCGAGAUAAUGCGACACAUUCGCCAUCGCAAUCUUACUAAGGUCAUUAGCAGUUGCUCGAACCUUGAUUUCAAAGCUCUAGUACUUGAGUAUAUGCCUAAUGGGAGUCUUGAAAAGUGGUUGUAUUCGAACAACUAUUUCUUAGAUAUGUUGCAGAGAAUAGACAUAAUGAUAGAUGUUGCAUGUGCUUUGGAGUAUCUUCACCAUGAUUAUUCAGUGCCUUUGGUUCACUGUGAUUUGAAACCCAGCAACAUCCUACUAGAUGAUGAUAUGGUUGCACAUGUGAGUGACUUUGGCAUUGCGAAGUUAUUAGAUUUGGGGGAGAGUGUCACACAUACUCUCUUGCCUUUGUACCAUAGCAACAUUUGGGUAUAUUGCACCAGAGUUCGGAUUGGAAGGAUUAGUGUCUACAAGUUGUGAUGUUUAUAGUUAUGGAAUCUUGCUUAUGGAAACAUUCACAAGAGUGAAACCCACUGAUGAAAUGUUUUUUGAAGACAUGACGAUGAAACGUUGGAUGAGGGAGUCAUUACCAAAUUCAAUCUCUCAUGUUAUAGAUGCUAACUUGCUUAAGCCAAAGGAAGAACACCUCACUGCAGUUGUACUGCAGUGUGCAUCAUCCAUCAUGGAAUUGGCUUUGAGUUGCUCUGCAGAAUCAUCUGAGGAGAGGAUGAACAUGAAAGAUGUUCUCGCAACACUAAAAAAAGUUAAACUUUGGUAUUUAGCAAAUUGUGGAAAGAGUUGCAAGAAGAAAAGUUGGGACUUUAGUAUCUAGCCAAUUGCAACAUUCAAAAAGGUUAGCCAGAUGCAUCUGUAGCUGGUAGUGAUUACAUAGUACUUGGAUUGCUUAUUGUGUAUGCUUUGUAUUUAUUUAUUUUUUUCUGCAACCUUUACAUUUGGUUGUAGUAUGUGUAAGUAGUUAGCUUCAAGAACUCAAGAAAUAUAUAUAUAUAUAUAGUUAAAUA